AUGGAAGCCUCGGAGCCCCCCACUACGGCCGAGACGUACGAGGACUUCCAGUCGGCAAAAGAGGAGGAGGAGUACGAAAAACACUUUGAAAAAGACUUCCCGUUGUCGAAGUCUUUUUCCCGGCGCGUCUGUCCCACCAACCGUCUCCUUCUGCUGUUGACGGUGUUCUGUGCCGUUCUGAUCCUCUCGGUCUGCAUCCUGGGCAUGCAAGGCCUUCAGUUCACCGAAACCCUCCAGGAGACCCAGAAGGGCGUGCAAAAUAUGAGCCAGACGAUCCAGCAGGGGGUCACCCAGCUGAAGGGCAAAGGCCAAAACGCCACCUCGAAACUGGCCGCGCUGGCGACAAUUUUGCAACAGGAGAAUGAUAAACUGUUGAAAGGGAGCAAUAGUGGCUGCUGUCCCCGAGGCUGGCUGACCUUCCGCUCCAGCUGCUACUGGACAACCCAGUCGAGGAACAGCUGGCAGGGGGCCAAAAAAGACUGCGAGGAGAAGAAGUCCCACCUGGUGAUCAUCAAUUCGGCGGAGGAGAAAGCCUUCGUGAAGGACAGCAGGCGGGGAGGCGACACCUGGAUCGGCUUGACCGACGAGAGUGGCACCUGGACGUGGGUGGACGGCUCCUUGUACGCGAUUGACCCAAAGUGA
This is a messenger RNA of Protobothrops mucrosquamatus (brown spotted pit viper), 642 nucleotides long. RefSeq names its product asialoglycoprotein receptor 1-like. The coding region runs from base 1 to 642 and encodes 213 amino acids. Lineage: Eukaryota; Metazoa; Chordata; Lepidosauria; Squamata; Viperidae. The transcript has 6 exons. The record is from RefSeq and is a predicted model, not a curated record.